Folsomia candida is the source of this 3001-nucleotide messenger RNA. Its product is annotated as alpha-1,6-mannosyl-glycoprotein 4-beta-N-acetylglucosaminyltransferase. The transcript has 8 exons. Gene Ontology annotation, molecular function: acetylglucosaminyltransferase activity. The coding region runs from base 1193 to 2650 and encodes 485 amino acids. Gene Ontology annotation, biological process: protein N-linked glycosylation. Lineage: Eukaryota; Metazoa; Arthropoda; Collembola; Entomobryomorpha; Isotomidae. The record is from RefSeq and is a predicted model, not a curated record.
AUUUAUGCAGUUAAAUUAAUAGACUCUUGAUGACAUUGUCCUGACGUGACCAAACCCCUGGUUUUGUUGCCAACCCAUCUCCCCGACCAACCCACACACAUAACGUUGUUGUUCCAGUGGAAACGCCGCCCGAAAUUUCCAGGCAGCAGCGAGAUAGGAAGACGACAGAGCAGAAGAGGUUCCGUUCGACGUGGAUAGAAAGACCAAGACGUUGGAGCGAGUGGAGCCAGACCAUCGGGACCAUCGGGACAGAAAGCACUCGCUCCUUCUUCUGCAUCCGCUUCAGUCAGUUUCGUUUCUCUUGCGAAAACAAGACCCCAGCAGCAACGGUAACUCGGGCAGCCAGAGCCAAACAUUGUACUACAAAAGACUACCUGCCUGCCUGCAUAUUUACUUUGUGCGUGGCUAAAUCAAAUAACAAAAUUCGCAUGCUCUCACUUUCCUCGUGAAGAUCAAAAGGAAAGCAAGAUGCAAAGUCAGAAAGAUUUUUGAAUAUUUGCGAAGGAGAAAGUUUUGUGCUUCUCGACAUUUGUUCAACUUUGAUCUGCAGGUGGACCUGACAUAUUUCAUCAAGAAUAGUGACUCGCAAGUGAAAACGGAAUGUGCUAACCUAAGUGAAAGUCGAGGCUAGGAAGCAGUUAGUGAGACGUUUAGUAUGCAAUACUGUUGCGACUACGUUAUCAUUACAACUUCUGACUAAAGGCUGUGUGAUAACAAUUUGGUCCCUGGUGUUUGUAAUCGUUUUUUCUGGCAGUGGCACAACAUGCAACUGAGCAGAUUUGGGUGAAAGUUGCAAAAAUACUUGUGUGUGAAACCCCAAUGACACGGCUGGUUUUGAGAUUUGGAAAACUUAUCUGCCUUGAUCGGGCACGACAAUUUGACGCAGAAGACAGGACAAUGACAGGCAAACGAGAGAAGCAUCCUUCCGGUCCAGUAUAGCCCACGGACAAUGGAUUUCCUCCAACUGAACUGGAAUAAAAAUUAAUCUGGACAAUAAAGGCAGCCACUACUACAUACGCUCCCAAUAAUCACAAUUGGAUUGGAUUCAAUAUAUUCGAAAGAGCCUCUUACGGAUCAUACCACAUGGCGUUGACUGAUUCCAAGGAUUCCAGCAUGGCCCUGUAUCACAGUUUGUGCGAAGCUCUAUAUUUCUGGUCGUAGGGUCGGAGAGCUAUCGCCUUCAGAAGAAAUAAUGAAGUCUUUGACAAUGACAUCAAUCAUUUCUCGACGCUACCUCCGCUUUGCCACUCUCCUGGCACUCGUCUUUCUUCUCUUCGUCGCCACACAGAACUUUUACCGGAUGGAGUCGCUAAAAAAUACGUCGGGGGCUGAGAAGCUGACCGUCGAGGGAAUCUUCGGCUGUGACGAAAUCCCAUUAUGGCAGAGUCAAAUGAUCCACCGAGCAUCCCUCCCACCCAUCGCCGGCUACCGAAACCUCACGUCAGGGGACAAGAAACUGCUCGCCAUCGGGAUUGCGACAGUUUAUCGGGAUGAAAAUUAUUUACUCACAACGUUAUCCUCGUUAGUUAAUGAGUCGGAUGCGGAGGAAAGGAAGGAUGCCGUCAUCAUUAUUUACUUGGCUGACACGGACACCGAAAAGAAAGAAAAGCAACUGCGCUCAAUUCGCAAGCACUUUCAACCGCAUUUGGACUCGGGCUUCUUUCAAGUGAUUGAAUCUGGGCCUGAGAUUUAUCCACCGAUGGACUUUGCCCUCACCAAGCGGACGUUCAACGACUCCACAGACCGUGUCUUAUGGAGAGCAAAGCAAGUGAUGGACUUUGCAUUUCUCUUUUCCUACGCCAAGCCCUUGUCGAUGUAUUACUUGGUGAUUGAGGAUGACAUAAUCUCUUCUUCGCAGUACAUCUCUGCUGUGAAGGAUUUCAUCAAGUCCCGAGAGAGUCAUCGAUGGACUGCCCUACACUUUUCUGGUUUUCUGGGCAUUGGACUUCUCUUUCACAAUUCAGACCUCCCAAAUCUAAUUAGACUCCUCAUCAUGUUCCAUCAGGAACAGCCUGUAGACAUGUUGAUGAGGCAGUUCAUCUCACUUCAGGUCCCUGAUGAACUCGUAGCGCGACAUUUCCCAGCCAUAUUUCAACACAUUGGAAUUAAAUCCACAUUGCCAAAUAAAUUUCAAAAGCUCAAGGAUAACACGUUCGACAUGGCCAAACGACGCUUCAAGAACCACAACCCACCCGCCGACCUCAUCACCACGAUGAAGGUUUACAACGAUUUCGUUCUGGAGUAUGCUUAUCGGCCAGCACCAGGAAUUUUCUGGGGAAUUUCCAAGGCUCAGGAUACGUUGGACAUUAUUUUUCAAAAACCCAUAAACAUUUCCCGAGUAGUGAUGCUGAGUGGAAUUCCCAGCAUGAAGAGUAAAAACCAAAAAACGAUGAAGGACACUGUUUCGGACGGAACACUUUUGGAAGCGAGCUCCCACUUUCAAAAAGUUACCCCGAAUGGAAACAGUGCCAUUUGUGAUAAUUUCACGUCAAUUGCAGAGUUCAAAUUGGGCGAUGUUGACGUUUGGAGAGAUUGGAGUGGAGGACGUAAUCAUAGUGAAAAACUAGCCUCGGUUCAGUGUCUCAGAAUGAAGAUUGGUCCCUCUCAGAGAAGUUGGAUCAUUUUGAGAGAAAUCCAAGUUUUCCUUUAACUUCAAUAACGUGGUGACGUUGAGGAAAACUAUGCGUUCAGUUCACAUGCUUUGACAUACUCGCCAAGUCUCCAUUUCCAAACUCCUCAUGUUCUUCAACCUUUCUAUCAUACAAAGACUAUUUGAAAAUACUUGUUGUAUAUUAAUAGAAAAUAUUUCAAUGUUAGCUUACAUACAUACAGUAUUUAUAUUAAUAUUCUGACGUAUUUACAUUAAUUCCCAACUUAUGAAAGUUAUUUUUCUGUGAUUUUGUAUACUUAAUUUAACAAUAACUGCGUACAUACAUACAGAAAUAAGGUGCAUAUGUAGUGUAACUGAUAUUGAAUGAAUAAAUGAAUCGUUUCAAACAUA